This is a messenger RNA of Exophiala bonariae, 738 nucleotides long. RefSeq lists its product as uncharacterized. Lineage: Eukaryota; Fungi; Ascomycota; Eurotiomycetes; Chaetothyriales; Herpotrichiellaceae. The record is from RefSeq and is a predicted model, not a curated record. The transcript has a single exon. The coding region runs from base 1 to 738 and encodes 245 amino acids.
AUGCCUAACAACGAUCCAGACAAUGCUAGUCACCAGCAAUCUCAACCUUUGCAGAACCAAGCACAACCACACAACUCGCUUUCUCUUUCCCAGUCCCAUGAAUCCAAUGGCAGUCCACAGCGUCCUUCGUAUUCGCCUGUGACCCCUACCUUGUCACAUGCAAGCUUGGGGGGUCCUCAGGAUGAUGCUGCCGCAGGAUCACCACCACAGCAAUGGAUGGAUGAUCCUACCCCCUUGCCCAUUAGUCUUGAUGAAAACCCUGAUGCCAUAGCAUUACGAGCAGCCCUUUCCAUUUUGCAGAUUCAGCGCCAACAGGCUCUACGAGAUAUGCGGGACUUAGACAGAAUGAAAGAAGCCGCUUUGAAGGAUCCAGAGCAGUUCGUCAGGGAUCUAGAACAGGGCAAACUGUCACAUUUGUCGCGAACUGGCAUUGAGCAGGACGAAGCCACAUCUUUAAAUGUUCAGCCAAGCAAUCGCAACGUGUCAAACUUCGGAACGUUUCCAACCGCACAAGACGUAGUGCGUGCACCCCCUGUUGAAUGGGCUAAAUAUCACAUCGUUGGCGAGCCACUAGAUCGACUUCACCAGGUUCAGCAACACUAUCCAGGCUUUACUGAAAGUUCACGAGCUGGGGCGGAUACUGCGCAGCCUCAUGAGAUUGCGGCUCCUUACCGCCCAUUUUUGGACCGCCUGGAUCAGAGUAAGCCAAGCGCAAGAAAUCAGCAAUCCGAUUCAUGA